Molecule: messenger RNA, 1506 nt
Organism: Culex quinquefasciatus (southern house mosquito)
Lineage: Eukaryota; Metazoa; Arthropoda; Insecta; Diptera; Culicidae
Gene: Yif1
Product: protein YIF1B-B
Biological process (GO): endoplasmic reticulum to Golgi vesicle-mediated transport
Cellular component (GO): endoplasmic reticulum membrane; endoplasmic reticulum-Golgi intermediate compartment; Golgi membrane
Source: RefSeq, a predicted model, not a curated record
CAAAUUGCCAAACUGUCAAAACACAAAUUCAAGUGACUGAUUGUGAUGAUGUGUAAAUGAAAAAUCGAACAAAAUUUUGCGCGAUAACUCGCUAUUUUCGAAGAAAAGAACCAUCGCGUUAUUCCAUAACCCGGCCGGAAUAGCAGUCCAAUCUGCGCCCAGAUGAAUUACAACGCCAACAGCGGGGCACGCCAGCGUAAGUUGGAAGGUUCAUCCAACGGCGGUCCCAAGAAGCCCAAACGCGUCAGCGAUGUGAACGCCAUGGGAACUCCGGCGCCGAUGGCCCAGUUUAACACGUUUGACCAAGCCGCCACAGCCGCUGCACCGCCAAUGGCGACCAACAUGGGCUACGGAGCUUCCAACCCCGCAGUUAACCAGUUUGACGCGUACGGUCAAGCGUACGGAAAUCAGUACGGAAACUAUCCGAACCUGCCACAGCAACAACCGCCGCAGCAGCAGCUACCGGCCCAGAUGAACAUGCCACAACAGUUUGCCAUGUUUCAGCAGCCCAUCGUGCAAGAUAUGGCGCUGCAGUACGGCCAAAAGCUGGCCGAUCAGGGAAAAGAAUUGGUGCACUCACAGUUUGAAAAGUACAUCCCGGUGACGAAACUAAAGUACUACUUUGCCGUCGACAACAAAUAUGUUGUCAACAAGUUGAGGCUGAUAUUCUUCCCGUUCACUCAAACUGACUGGUCCCUUAAGUACGAUCAUGACAAUCCAGUUCAGCCGCGCUAUGACAUUAAUGCUCCAGAUCUGUACAUACCAACGAUGGCUUACAUUACUUACGUCGUUCUUGCUGGGAUUGUUCUCGGAUUCCAAAACCGUUUCUCUCCCGAGCAACUUGGCAUCCAGGCGUCGAGCGCGCUGGCUUACAGCAUCUUUGAGCUGGUCGUAUACAAUUUGACGCUUUACAUUGCCAACAUACCGAUCCUGAAAACACUGGACCUGCUGGCGCUGAGCGGCUACAAGUACGCGUCGAUUGUUUCCAUCUUGCUGUGCAGUAUUUUCCUCCGGAAGGCCGGUUACUACCUCGGCUGGCUCUAUGCAAGUGCUGCGCUGGCGUUCUUCUUGUUGCGCACGUUGAAAGCCAAGGUGUUGUCGGAAUCCGGUCAGACCCAAGACGCCCCCAGCUACGAUCCGUACAGACAGCAGCAACAACAGUUUGAACAUACUGUGGGUCGCAAAAGGAAGUUGUACUUUUUGUUUCUGGUAACAGGAUUGCAGCCACUGCUGGCAUUUUGGCUAUCGAUGCAUUUAAUUCCGAACGAUGCUGUAACGGCUGCUGCAUAGUUUGAAAAACUUUUUCUUUGUCCAUAUAUUAUUUUGAUAUUUGAUUACACAGACGUUUUUGCCACAUAUGGCUAGUUUUCAGUUUAUUAAACUUUAUUUAAUAUGACUGAAAACUAACGCUAUCAGGUAAAAUUGUUUAUAAACAAAAUAACUUUUGUGUAACUCGACAGAAGUUUUCCCCGGGAAUUAAAUAGUUAUUUGUACUGCUUUCAUGAA